Messenger RNA from Paramuricea clavata, 2156 nucleotides. The record is from the annotation of a GenBank genome assembly. Lineage: Eukaryota; Metazoa; Cnidaria; Anthozoa; Malacalcyonacea; Plexauridae.
AUGGACAAAACAAGGAUGAAAACAGAUAAGGUGAGAUUAUACCGUGACAAAUGAUUCUAACAUGUUCAAUAAUUUUGUCUGACUGUAAUUGUAUUGUAGGACAUACAAAAUAUAUAGAUCGAUCGAUUAACAAAAUUGCUUCACGUUCCGAAAAUAUAUAUUAUUUUCUUCGAUGUUUGCGUGAAGGCAAUUCAUGAGAGGUUAGAUGGAUGCACAACGGUUGGAAAAUGAAUAAUUAUAUGUUUUUCAAACACUUGCAUCCUGAACAAUACUGACAGUGUCAAACGGUAAAAAAGCGGAACCAUUAGGAAACUAAUUAUAUGUAUUCUUCCGAAUUUUUGAAUAGAACAAAUUAAUUUCUAGCCAGAGAUUUCCAUGUUAGCAAAAUUUUUUCCAGGUAAACCUUGGAGUUCUACACAAGAAUGAACAAUAUGAAAAGGAUAUGAUUGACGUUGCUUCUUUCUUGCACAAGUAUGUUCCUGGGCAUGACGAGGCCUCCUCAAGCAAGCCAGUGAAGAUUUUAAGUGGAGGAGACUACCUAACCUUUGAAAGGCACAAGGAAGCCCAGUCUGCCAUGCAAGACGCAAGGACUCCUUCUGCAAGACUGGAAGGUCUUAUUCCCGAAGCUGGAGGACUUUCACACACAAAUGGAGUGGAUGCAAGUGAGAAUAAAUUGGAAAUGUAAUAACAGUAAUAAUCAGAGUGAAUGAAUUGGGAAUGAGUGCAUGAAUUUAUAUAUGCACUCAAUCUGUCAAUCUACGGUACCAUGGUGAUCAUUAUACAUGCUUGCCAUUCUGGAUACAGUACUGCAUAACUGUACCUACUGUAUUAGUGCAUAUACAACACCAACACAAUGAUAAAGUAAGGAUUCCCACUUCUGUACAAUUACUCAUACCUAAAAACAUUUUAAUAGUAUUUUUUUGCUGCAGGUAAUAUGGAAUCACCUGUACAACACCGGAUCAGCAAGAGAUGCUGGAGCAUUGUAUGCUAUGCGCAAUGCAAUUGAUGCAAGAAAUGUGUCCAAUGAUCCACACAACCGUUAUUAUGCUGCCAGUGAGUUUCUUGACAAGGUAACUGAUGCUUACUUGAUCAAUGGAGCACUUGAGCAUUUUGGCAUGACUGCUGUAGAUGGCGAGUGCAUAAGAAACAUACAUACUGGCGUGGCAUUAGACGAAGAUGAGAAGAAUAAAUUUGCAAUCAAAGUGAUAACUGACUUCCUUGAUGAGCAUGUUAUUUACAGUAUUCCAGAGUUACCAGAUACCGCUUGGCUGUGUCCAGAUUUGAAGUGUGGUGUAUGCGGCAAAGCGUAUAAGCGUCCAAGUUACCUAAAGAAACACGAAGAAAUGCAUGACAUCUAUGAGUCAGUGAGGCAGUUACCGAAAGAAAAGACGCAAGGCGAGGAAGACAAGGUAAGAAAUUAUACUCAUAAUCUUCUGGUAAUGCUACUCCUUCACCUAAAUCAUAAUGAUGCAAUCAAACUUGCCGAUGGUCCUUGUGUAAUCAGAAUUUACAAGUACUUUUGCUUAUAUUUCAAAGUGUCCAAUUGUCCCAAGUAUGCGUUUGCCAUGCUUCAACUCCAAGCCCAAGUGAACUGCCUCUUAAGUCGUAGGCUUGCCCACUCUCUGAUCAGGAAUCGCUUUGUCAACCAUCAAGGCAAAGUCGAUACCAAUCAUCCUAUGGACUUGGAAAUUGAACAUGACAAUAAAUCCUUUAAGAGUGACUGCCAUAGCUACCGUGGUGUGAUCACAGAAAAGACAACCAAUCGUCUUGGCCGAAGCACCGUACCUUCAGAUGCGGUUUUACAUAAUUUUGACGAUAUUUCCAAUGUAAAAAAGCCAUCUGGAAAGCACACUUUCACGUCCACAGAACAAGAUGUGUUAACACUUGUGGACCACUUGAUUCAAGCUAAGGUAUUCAGUAAUACACCUGGACGAGCACAUUCUGCGUUUGACGACAUUCCCAACAACCUGUUGGGUUCAAUUGAUUGGGAAAACCUAAAGACAUGGAUUGGGCAGUUUCGGCAAAAAACACUGCUACAAAAUCUAACAUUUUCAUAUAGUGGGACUCUGCAACUGUGUUCAACUGACUACAUCUGCCUUUGUCAAAAUGAAUCCAACAACAAAAACAUCAGCUCAUUUCUCAUACUGUAUUUGUAA